GGUCAGUGCAAGGUCGGUUUCGGGCCAGCUGGUUGAGCCGGUGUGCUGAUGAGUAAGGGCAGCUGGUGAGUCAGCGCUUGGUGCUGCUGGUCAUGCUCAGACAUGCACUGACUGCGCGGCGGGUCUAGCCCUGACUUGUCUGCUCGCUCGUAUUUAUAGGCACUGGCUGCCGAGCGGCGCAGCACUUGAGGUGGGGAGAAUCGCUCUCCCCCUGCACCAGCACUUUAGCCUUUCCUGCUACAGGCAGCCGUGCAAUAUGAAUCUCACAUCCACUACAAAUUGCUUAGAAAAUUCCCACAUCAUGGCUUCAGAUCAAGAAAAACUGGUUAAGCCCACACCACUGUUGUUAUCUUUGUUAAAAUCUGCAGGUGCCCAAAAAGAAACCUUUACAAUGAAAGAGGUUAUAUACCAUCUUGGUCAGUACAUAAUGGCCAAGCAGUUGUAUGACGAGAAGCAGCAGCAUAUUGUCCACUGUUCCAAUGAUCCUCUUGGAGAACUAUUUGGUGUACAGGAAUUUUCUGUAAAAGAGCCAAGGAGACUAUAUGCAAUGAUAUCUAGGAAUCUGGUUUCAGCAGCUGUAAAAGAGUCAUCUGAAGAUGUUUAUGGAAAUCAUGUGUGCAGUUUUCCAGACAAGCAGAAAAGUCAGAAGGAAUUACUUCAGGAGCUACCUGAGAAAGUAAUAGCACCAGCUUAUGACUCAAAACCAUGCAACUCAUCCCAGAGGAAAAGCAACAAUGAAACAGUUUGUGUAGAAGAAAUAUCUUCAGUUGAUCAUCCUGCAGAGCAACAAAGAAAGCGACAUAAGUCAGACAGUAUUUCUUUAACCUUUGAUGAAAGCCUUUCGUGGUGGGUGAUAAGUGGCUUACGGUGUGAUAGAAAUAGCAGCGAAUCGACAGACACUUCCUCUAACCCAGAUCCAGAAAAACACACUGUCGAUGACAAUUCUGAGCAAGAUUCUGAUUCAGAUCAAUUUAGCGUUGAAUUUGAAGUAGAAUCUGUGUAUUCGGAUGAUUAUAGUCCUAGUGGAGAUGAACAUUGUAUUUCAGAGGAGGAGGAGGAGGAUGAAAUCAAUGAUGAGGUAUAUCAGGUGACUAUAUACGAGGCUGAAGAUAGCGAGACUAACGCUUUUGAUGUUGAUACUGAGAUUUCAGAAGCUGAUUAUUGGAAGUGCUCAGAGUGUGAAGAGAUAAAUCCCCCUCUUCCAAGUCAUUGUCAUCGAUGCUGGGCUCUCCGUAAAGACUGGCUUCCUGAAGAAAGCAAAAAAGAGCUUCACCCAUCAAAGAGAAAAAGAAUGGAGACAGAGGAAGAUGAAGGCUUUGAUGUCCCCGAUUGUAAGAAAAGUAAACUAACAAGCUCUCAAGACACGAAUAUUGAUAAAAAAGAAGCUGAAAGCAUACAGAUUUCUGAAUCCCAGGAAACUGAGGAUUGCUCUCAGCCUUCUACAUCUGGCAGCAUUGCUUCCUGCAGUCAGGAGGCGACCAAGGAAGAUACAAGGGAUGAAAGCAUGGAGCCUAGUCUCCCACUUACCAGCGUUGAGCCAUGUGUCAUAUGUCAGACUCGCCCCAAGAAUGGCUGUAUUGUUCAUGGGAGAACAGGUCAUCUGAUGGCAUGCUAUACUUGUGCAAAAAAGCUCAAGAAGAGGAACAAACCUUGCCCUGUGUGCAGAGAGCCAAUCCAGAUGAUCGUGCUAACAUACUUUAGCUAAAACAUCCUAACAUCCUAAAAGAACUUGUGAAAUUUUGAAAAUCUUGUACUUAGAAUAAUUAAAGCACUAUAUGAAGACUUAUUAAUAAUUUAAGAAAAAUGUCUACAUGCAUAUUUAUAUAAUUUUUCACAUGGUACCAACUGCAUCAAGAAUUGAAGGAAAGUGCCAUCAGUCCAAAAAUACUCUAUCAACUUAGUCACCAAGGACCUAAUGUAGUGGAGUGUGCACUAUUUUCCCAUUUACAAAGACUGUAGUUUCCAUCUAAAUAUGGAAGCUGAGGGUAUGAGCUGUGUAGUGCAAGUAGAUUCUAUUCAGAGUUCUAAUGAAAUGCAAUUUGCUUUAUUUAGAAUUGUUUUCCUCCAUAUAUUUAUAAAUGCAGAUUUUCAUUAUUUACAGAUCUUUAGACACCUUAUUUGGCAUAUGUAUUAGCUGACUAGACAGACAUUAGGAGUGCUUAACAUCAGCUCAGAGCUGCAGCAUUCUAGGCUAUGUUUUGGGGUAAAAUAAUUUUGAGGAAUUUUAAGGACAGAUAUGUGUUCCGUCAUAACAUGAAAUGGAAAUGUUUUAAGGAUUUUCAGUUACAGUGUUCACUCCUGUAUAAAAACAUACUAUAUAUUUCUUACUUUCUGAAGAUUCAGCUAUCCCAUUAUUUUUUAUUUGCACUGAAAAUUUGGUAGCAUUCCUACCACAGAAAACCUCACCCACUUCAAUUCAUUCCCUAUGGGUCACUUAGAAACAUAUUUAUUUACAAUUUAAUAAAUACACUUAUGAAAAUCCCAUAGGAAUAAAUAAAGUGGGUGAUUUAUUCUGUGGUGAGCUUCAACUGACUCCCAAGUGGGUACAUCCUGACACUACUAGUACAGAUGGUUUUCUGCUUGAAAUUACACACUGGAGUGUUCUAAGGUCAAAACCAACCUGUAAUAGUUUUGUCAGUGUCAUUUGGUGCAACAGUGAAUUUUCAUUUAGCUGAGCCUUUUAAUGUAUUUUUAAUUAAAUAAAGCCUUAUUCAGAGCAUUGUAGAACAGAUCUACUAUCUCCCAGUGCCAUUUGCAAAUGGGGCAGUCACUAUCUUUGGUAAACACUUUUGUGGAAUGCUCUUUGUAUGGCCAUCUUUAGUUGCAUUGAUUUCUUUUUUGAGACACAUGUUUCCCAUUGAUACCUGAAUAAUACAAUCAUUUGUCCAUUGUCAUCAGCACAUUGUACAAUAAGUACUGUAAUUGUUUUAUAUAGAGCAAAUGCCUUGUGUCUGAGAGCCACAUGUCUGUACUUUCUCUUUGCUUUGCUGUACUAGAUAUACAAAUUAGUAACCUUUUAUAUUAGAUAUAAUAGUAUAAAUCUA
Molecule: messenger RNA, 3044 nt
Organism: Xenopus tropicalis (tropical clawed frog)
Lineage: Eukaryota; Metazoa; Chordata; Amphibia; Anura; Pipidae
Gene: mdm2
Product: MDM2 proto-oncogene
Biological process (GO): regulation of cell cycle; negative regulation of apoptotic process
Cellular component (GO): nucleolus; cytoplasm; nucleoplasm
Molecular function (GO): ubiquitin protein ligase activity; identical protein binding
Source: RefSeq, marked validated